UGCGUCACACGCCCGUCAAGUGACGUCAGAGUUUCUGCAGGUGCUCAGAGAAGUGCAGCAUUGGCGUAACUGGCGUUUCCAACAUCUCUCGCGAUGGCCUCUGCUACAGAUAACCGUUAUGGACAAAAGGAGUCCGCUGACCAGAACUUUGAUUAUAUGUUCAAGAUCCUGAUCAUCGGCAACAGCAGUGUAGGAAAGACCAGCUUUCUGUUUCGCUAUGCAGAUGAUUCCUUCACUCCGGCUUUCGUUAGCACAGUGGGCAUUGACUUUAAGGUGAAGACCAUCUAUAGAAACGACAAGAGGAUCAAGCUGCAGAUUUGGGACACAGCAGGGCAGGAGCGCUACAGGACCAUCACUACAGCCUACUACAGGGGAGCCAUGGGCUUUAUCCUCAUGUAUGAUAUCACCAACGAAGAGUCUUUCGCUGCUGUACAGGACUGGUCCACACAGAUAAAAACAUACUCAUGGGAUAAUGCCCAGGUGCUUUUGGUGGGCAACAAGUGUGACAUGGAUGAUGAAAGGGUGGUGGCUUCUGAGAGGGGACGGCAACUUUCUGAACAUCUUGGGUUUGAGUUUUUUGAGGCCAGUGCCAAAGACAACAUCAACGUAAAGCAGACCUUUGAGCGCCUGGUGGACAUCAUCUGCGAGAAGAUGUCAGAGAGCCUUGAUGCCGGAGACCCAGCCGUCACAGGAGCCAAACAGGGUCCACAGCUCACUGAGCAGCCGGCCGCUCCACACCAGGACUGCGCUUGCUAAAAAACAACACACGCAGCCUCUCCAAUUACACUGCCCUGCACUACCAUACACAGGAUAACGGUAAAACAAUAAGGGAUAAAGGAAAAGAAAAUUCAAACUUAGCUCCUUGUAGAAUAAUUGUGUUAUCUUUUGUUUUCUACCCUGGUCCCAGGUCAGUUUGCAAGUGUAUUUUUAUUUAUUUUUCAUCUAAUAACUCACGACACUAUUUUUGAUUUUGCUACACCACUGUUUUAGACUUGGAGAGGGAAAGCCACACUUUAAUAUUUUACGAUAAGACUACGAUAAGUUUGGCGAAGCACAAAUCAUUGCGUGUUAGCUUCUUUCCCCCUCUGUGUGAAACUUUUAUCCGGCCUUCAUGUGCCAUCUAUUACCUCCCUGUGCUUAUUUUUCUUUCCUUCAUAUUCUGUACCGUCAGUUAUUUGCUCUCAUGCUCAACUUACGAACAAAUACUAGAGGAGAACCUUCUGUAUAUUUAUUCCAAACAUGUAUAUAGACAAUGUGCAGUAUUUAAUACAGGUAUAGUAACAUAUUUAAAAAAUAUAUAUAUAUAUAUAUAAAUCUAUCAUUUUGAAAAUGACAAAUCAGAGAACUAUGAAGAAAAUAAGAGGAGUCAUGUAAUGUUUUUGUGGUAAUCCUUUGCAUUGCUUGUCACAAACCUCUCUUGCGUAUUUGUAGUUCUUAAUCAUGGUACCUUUAGUCAUUGAACUUCUGAUAUACAUAGACAUUCCUCAGUGUAAAAUGCAUGGAAGGAAAUGAAGCCAUUUAGGCAAAUAGUUAUAAGAUUCCGCACUGUCCGUUGUAGAUCCGAUCAACCUCUAAAUAAAUCUUCUCCAUGAAAGAAAGUUCACUUAGAAAUCACUUUGUGUGCUUAUACUCACAUUGUUGUAGUGACAGAACUUCUGCUUCUGCCAGUGUGAAGAAUCGUAACCACAACUUUAACUGCAGUUGCAAAAACCAUACUUAUUUCCAACUCGAUGCAAGUUUCAGACACGGGAGUCCUUUUUCUGACCUUUUUCCCCCCCUAAAAGUUUCUGUAAACGGCUUGUCCUGGUGCAGGAAGUUUAUUCUUACAUGUUGUGCUGAAAAGAAUAUUGAUGGAAGGAAGUACAAGAAGAAGAAGAAAAGAAAAAAAAAUCUCAUGUUGUAAAUGUGUUGUUGUCAUGUCACAUGACUGAUAGUCAGGACUGUUACUUAUUAUAAACGUCGUAUUGGCAUUACUGAGAAUAUAAGACGACGAUGACGAACAAAACCAGAGCCCCUUAUGACAUUUUUGUGAUUUAAAUCAGUUUCCCUACAUUCCUAAAAUAUAUGUAAUUCCCAGUUUUCUUUCCUUUGCUAUGCUGUCUUCCUGACUGUAAAUAUAUUUAAGUCUUUAGUUUUAUGUGUGAAUUGUGCUGUGACUCUGGGCUCAAAACAAACGACAAAAAAAAAAAAAAAAAAAAAAAAAAGAAGAGAUCUGGAAAAUUAUUUAAAGUAUGUGCUUUAUCUGCUCUGUGUAUGCUUGCUUGUGAAUGAAUGUGUCACUUUAUUACAAAGCAAUAUGGGAGAAAAAAAAUGUUUUGAAGUAUUUAUUGUUUCAUUACACCCUUCUAGAGAGGAAUAUUAAAGGUUUGGUUAGAAAAAAACAACAACAACAACAACGUAGAGCUUAGUAAAUCCUGUAACGUCACACAGAUUGACAGGAAAUGUGCUUACUAUCCGAAUUCUAACUCGAAUACUUCAAAUUCACUGAUAGCAGGAUGAUUCCAAUCGAUCACAUGCACACUAACCCUCAGAGACCAAACUGUGGAGAGGAUUUCCAUGCAGAUGCUUUGUGUGUAUAUUAAGAUAAAUGAAGCUAUUGAGAUGUUGAGCGAAUCGUCAGCAUUCAGCCGCGCAGUAACGGAUUCAGUGCUCCAAAAGACCUGCUUUUCUAUUCCGUUUUUUUCGGGGUUGGGUUUGUUUUCAAUUCUGCACCGUUUCAUUUCAAUGCAUUGUUGUGUUUUUUCUACUUUUAUUUAUUUUUUUAAAUCUUCCUUUUUUUUCUAAUAUGGGAAUUCUGUGUAAAUUUCAAGUAUAUAAAAAAAAUCAACUAUUAUGCAGUAGAAAACUUAACUCUAAAUACAAAUAAGGGGCAUGGUGUCAAAUGUUCAGUGGUGAAGUUUACCAAACCUACUGUCUAUGUUGUGGAAAUUACUGAAAUUAAAAAAAUAAAUAAAUAAAGGUUUGUGCUGUUAAAAUAUC
Messenger RNA from Ictalurus punctatus (channel catfish), 2979 nucleotides. RefSeq names its product RAB3A, member RAS oncogene family, b (gene rab3ab). Gene Ontology annotation, cellular component: axon; plasma membrane; endosome. Gene Ontology annotation, biological process: regulation of synaptic vesicle fusion to presynaptic active zone membrane; protein secretion; axonogenesis. Gene Ontology annotation, molecular function: GTPase activity; GTP binding. Lineage: Eukaryota; Metazoa; Chordata; Actinopteri; Siluriformes; Ictaluridae. The coding region runs from base 94 to 756 and encodes 220 amino acids. The record is from RefSeq and is a predicted model, not a curated record. The transcript has 5 exons.